UGGCCAUGUGGUUUGUGGAUUUGAAACGCAACAAUUUGACAUUUACUGAUUGAUGAUUCAUAAAAAAUCAAAAUAUUUUUUAAACAGAUAUCUGUACUUUUAAUUUCUUUAUUUAGAACCUUCUCUAGGUGCAAUGGGCAAGACAAAGAAAACUCGAAAAGUUGUGAUGCAAAGAUUUGCUCAAAUGAAAAAAAUGAUUAGUCCCAGUGAUCCUCGAAUAAAAGCUGAAAAACGAGCUCCACCCAAAAAGCAAAAGACUGAAGACCCUACAGAACUGAAGGUAAAGGAAGUACCUCAGCAAUCUUCAGCCUUGUUCUUCCAAUAUAAUGAACAAUUAGGACCUCCUUAUCACAUCUUGGUGGAUACAAAUUUCAUCAAUUUUUCAGUUAAAAAUAAGCUGGAUAUUGUGCAAAAUAUGAUGGAGUGUUUAUAUUCAAAGUGUAUUCCAUAUAUUACAGACUGUGUAAUGGGUGAAUUAGAAAAGCUAGGUCAAAAGUACAAAGUUGCCUUGAAAAUUGUCAAGGAUAAAGCAUUUGAAAGACUACCUUGCAUGCAUAAGGGUACAUAUGCUGAUGACUGCAUUGUCAACAGAGUAACACAGCACAAGUGUUACAUAGUGGCAACGAACGAUAAAGAUCUAAAGCGUCGUAUCCGCAAGAUACCAGGUGUACCCAUCAUGUACGUCUCGCAGCAUCGCUACACGAUCGAGCGUAUGCCAGACGCAUAUGGAGCACCAAAAACUUAAAGAACGAACGUGAAAAAGCUGAAGAAGAAAAAGAUGACCGUCACAGACAACAAAUGUAUAGAAUUUGGAUCGAGUGAGAGCCGAACUUCUAUGAGAAUGAGAAUGAAAAAGAGAACAGGUUGAGGCCUGCAGGCCAUUUAGGAAAUUCCGAAUAAAAUUGUCCCGGGCGUUAUUUAUUAUCGCAAGAGGGAGCAGCACAGCGCAACACAGAGAGCAAGCGCGCGCGAAUAUAAUCUCUUGACCCGCGGCGACACCGAAGACGAAGCGAGAAGGUUGAAGCGUUUCGCGUACGAGAAAGAGAGAAGACGCACUCUCACGCCGCGAGUACUAAAGUACUGUACUUUUGUUUGAGUGUUUUGCUUCUUGGCUCGAGCCUGCGCGCCAAGAGCAAGGAGAGCCAAGCGCAUCUAAAUACUCGACAAAGGUCUCUUUCUUUCUCUCUCAUUCGCAAGCUGCAAGAUCCUCGGGAAAAGUAGUUAGGCUGCCGGCGCUCUCUUCCUUUUCUCUCUCUCUCUCUCUCUCUCUCUUCUUUCCCGUCUCCGCACUUUUGUGUGUGUAUACGCGAAACGAAUUUUAUGCGAGGUCUGCCUAUGAAACGCGCUCUUUAUGGAU
This is a messenger RNA of Phymastichus coffea, 1357 nucleotides long. It is a transcript of the gene Bka, whose product is annotated as rRNA-processing protein FCF1 homolog. Gene Ontology annotation, cellular component: small-subunit processome; nucleolus. The record is from RefSeq and is a predicted model, not a curated record. Lineage: Eukaryota; Metazoa; Arthropoda; Insecta; Hymenoptera; Eulophidae. The transcript is spliced from 5 exons. The coding region runs from base 134 to 745 and encodes 203 amino acids.